Aureobasidium musti is the source of this 4548-nucleotide messenger RNA. The record is from the annotation of a GenBank genome assembly. NCBI's taxonomy places the organism in Eukaryota, Fungi, Ascomycota, Dothideomycetes, Dothideales, Saccotheciaceae.
AUGGAUCCCUUCAUGAACAGCACUCCCACCUCCGAGUCUGCCUCGCCCAUGCCUACUUCACCACCCUUGAAGUCUCGACCGCAUUCGCUUGCAAUCUCCCGUUCCGAUUCCGUACGAGCCCCUAUCCACGACCGUGGUAAUCGCAACUCUACUCACGUCCACUUCGCCUCGCCGAGUCACAUCGAAAAGUCAGAGCUACAAGGCUUGCAGAGAUCAGCCACGAAACAUCUGCGCACCCUGUCGAAAUUCGCCCAAAACACCGACGAUGACGACUUCACGAUCAAGUCUCCUGAGCAAGAGGUUGUUGGUCUCCAUGGGAGGAGAAGAUUACAGCGUACCAUGACAACAAAAGAGAAGAAGGGCACAGAGAGCACUAGCAAGUUCACAAGCAGUUGGGAAGCUAGCAAGUGGAUGGACCGCCAGCGUCAGUUCUUGCAGGCUUACGAGUAUCUGUGUCACAUUGGUGAAGCCAAAGAGUGGAUCGAGGACAUCAUCCACAAACAGAUUCCAGAGAUCGUCCAGCUCGAAGAGGCACUUAGAGACGGUGUUACCUUGGCUGAAGUUGUGCAAGCCAUCCAUCCCGACCGACCCAUCCGUAUCUUCAAACACGAACGCCUACAAUUCCGCCAUUCCGACAAUAUCGCUCUGUUCUUCCGCUUCCUCGCCGAGAUGGAACUGCCCGAACUCUUCCGUUUCGAAUUGGUUGAUCUCUAUGAGAAAAAGAACAUACCCAAGGUCAUAUACUGCAUCCACGCCCUGUCAUGGCUUCUCUUCCGCAAGGGAGUCGUAGAUUUUCGCAUUGGUAACCUUGUCGGUCAAUUGCAAUUCGAAGAUCAUGAGCUCGAAGCCAUGCAGAAAGGCCUUGAUAAGGCUGGCAUUAGUAUGCCCAAUUUCUCAGGCAUGGGGGCCAACUUUGGUGAGCCAGAGCCAGAGCCAGAACCAGAACCCGUUGAGACGGAAGAAGAGCGGAUCCAGAGAGAACUCUCCGAGCACGAGGCCAUGGUCGAGGACUUGCAAUCACAGAUUCGUGGUGCUAUGAUCAGGUUAAAACUCGGUGACACUAUGAAUCAGCUAUGGGACGCCGAAGAAGCCCUUGUCGACCUUCAAUCGCGGAUUCGUGGAGACUUUGCUCGCCAGAUUUCAGACUACCGUAUGGACAUGAGACGAUUCGCUGUUCAGCUUCAGAGUGCUGCUAGAGGCUUCCUCAUUCGCAAGCAUCGCAGCAACCGUGAGCAAACCUGGAAAAGCCAGGAGAAGCAAGUCAAGCAAGACAUGGGAAUCCGCAACCUCCAGGCCGCUAUUCGUGGUGUACUGAGUAGAUGGAAUGUCAGUGAUCAAUAUGAAGCUACUCGUGAAGCUGAAGAACCAGUCCGCUGGCUCCAAGCAGCAAUCAGAGGAGCUAUCAAGAGAAAACAGGUUGAGCGCCAAAUUGAACAGAGUCAUGCCUCCGAGGAGCACGUUGUCUCUCUACAAGCUGCGAUCAGAGGUAUGCUCGAGAGAAAGGGCAUGCCGCAAAUGCCGAUCUGCUUAGAAAGCACUCGAGAUCCGUUGCAACACUCCAACAUGCCAUGGCUGGCUUUAUACAGCGUCGGAAACUCGAACACACUCGCACAUCUCUGGAAUCCGAGACUCCGGCCUGGCUCGAACUCCAAUCUGCAGCACGAGGAUGUGAACGCGAUCAAGGAUGCGCUUAAUUACCGAGAGAACUCCAUUCUCACUUUCCAAAGUUCUGCUCGUGGUCAUAUGUUCCGCAAGAAGCACCAUGCCGACAUCAACGCUCUGCAUGCACAGAAAUCAGCAAUCAGGGACCUUCAGUCUCUGUCGAGAGCCUAUCUCGAGCGUCAACGGGUCUUUGACGUUUUGUGUCAGCUUAAUGAGCAAGAGGACCAAAUUGUUGAGUUGCAGAGUAUCGCUCGCGCCCUGCUUGGACGUCGUGACAUAGGUGUACUUCUUGGUCAACUUGAAGAUGAAGAGGAUGCUGUCAUGGAAUUGCAAUCCGCGAUUAGAGGAUCACUUGUGAGACGAGAGUUUGCCGAGAAGCAACGCUUCUACAAGGAAAAUAUGGAGAAGGUCAUCAAAGUCCAGAGCAUCAUCCGCGCCCGUCAACAAGGUCAAGCAUACAAAAGCUUGACAAGCGGCAAGAACCCGCCUGUUGGUACUGUGAAGAAUUUCGUUCACCUCCUUAAUGACAGUGACUUCGACUUCGAUGAGGAACUCGAGUUUGAGAGACUGCGCAAGACUGUGGUUCAGCGUGUACGUCAGAACGAGAUGGCCGAACAAUACAUCGAUCAACUGGAUAUCAAGAUUGCGCUGCUUGUCAAGAACAAAAUCACCCUCGACGAAGUCGUCAAGCAUCAACGACAUUUUGGUGGCCACGUUGGUAGUCUCCUGAACAACACCGAGAUCUCGUCCAAGGAUCCCUUCGACCUUAAAGCCUUGAACAAGAACUCGAGGAGGAAGCUUGAGCACUAUCAGGAGCUGUUUUUCCUCUUGCAGACUCAACCACAAUAUCUUGCACGCCUCUUCCACAAGCUGAAAGAACAAGGCAUGCCGGAGCAAGAGGGUAAGAGGAUCGAGCUGCUCAUGAUGGGCCUCUUUGGGUUUGCACAGAAACGCAGAGAAGAGUACUACCUCCUGAAGCUAGUAACACGCUCCAUUCAAGAAGAAGCAGAGCACAGUGCUUCUCUUCAGGACUAUCUCCGUGGUACCUUCUUCUGGAGCAGAUUACUGGCUGCCUAUGUCAGAAGCCCUCGUGAUCGCAAGUACAUGCGUGAUCUGUUUGGACCGCUCGUCAGAGAAAGCAUCUUCGAGAAUGCAGACUUAGACCUUGAAAGUGAUCCAAUGCAGAUCUACCGCGCCUCGAUCAACAACGAAGAGCUUUCCACUGGACAGCGCAGCCGCAGGAACCCAGACAUCUCACGCGAAGAGGCUAUUCGUGAUCCCGAAACCAGAGAUCUCUUUGUAUCGCACUUACAAGAUCUUCGCGAUAUCUGCGACCACUUCUUCAUUCUUCUUGAAGAGACUUUACCCCGUAUGCCUUACGGUCUGAGAUUCAUUGCUCAGCAAACCUUCAAUACCCUUGUCGCUACCUUCCCAGGAGAAAGCCAGCAGCAUCUCCUUCAAGUGGUUGGCCACUGGCUAUGGAAGGCCUACCUCGCCCCUGCAUUGACCCAGCCAGAGAUGUGGGGCAUUAUUGAUCGAGGUCUGAGCCCCAUACACAAGCGAAACUUGGGAGAGGUCAGUAAAGUUCUCGGUCAGGUAUACGCCGGCAGACUGUUCGGCGGCGACCAUAUUUAUCUGCAGCCUCUGAACACCUGGGUCGGCGAGGCUAUAGAGAGGAUGGAGGAACUUCUUCCUGAGCAACAAUUCGACAUCGAUGAGUUCAACGACCUCUUCGCUCGUGUCAAGCCCACACUGUACAUCAAAAUGGCAGAUAUCUUUGCCAUCCAUCAUCUUGUGACAAACGAGCUGUCGCACCUCUCAGAUCCUGAUGAUGUUCUACGUGAGAUCAUUCGCGAGCUCGGCAGUGCUCAGAGCAACGAGAACGAAAUGAUGGGUGUCGGCUCGAACGAAAUCAGCCUGCAGCUGACGCCCAAGUUCCAUGACAAACAAGAUCCGGAAGCCGACCUCAAACAACUCUUCAUGGAAACCAAGCGUCUCGUUUUGUUCAUCAUCAGGAUACAAGCUGGAGCUAAUUUACUUGAGAUCCUUGUCCGUCCUAUUACACCAGAGGAUGACGACAAGUGGUUCUCACUUUUGGACGAAGAGGCCCUGCACCAAAGAUCCAACCCAAGAGUGCCUUCGGCAUACUCUGGUAUGAUGGAUGACGAGCCGGCAUCCACUCUGCUGGACAUUACUUCAAUGUCAUACGCCGAAGUCAAGAGCACAGCUCUCGAGAACAUUCUGAUGCUUGAGCAGCAAGGCAAAGUCAGCAGACACAAUCAGUACCAAGACCUGCUCAAUGCUAUCGCUAUUGAUAUCAGGACGAAGCACCGCCGUCGUGUGCAAAGAACUCGCGAACUGGACGGGGUUCGUGCUACGCUUACGCAACUCGAUUCGAAGGCGUCUUACUUGGACGAGCAACUGCAGAGCUACAACGACUAUAUCGAGCAGGCAAUGAUCACGCUGCAAAACAAAAAGGGCAAGAAGCGAUUCCUGUUGCCUUUCACCAAGCAAUACAAUCAUGAGCGUGAACUUGCUCGAUCUGGUCGCACACCUAAGUUUGGUUCCUACAAGUACUCGGCCCGCUCCCUCGCCGAGAAAGGUGUGCUUGUUAGCUGGGAGGGUUACGAUGCAACUCAAUGGAACCGCAUCAACGUCACGAUCUCUUCAGAUGAAGUUGGUGUGUUCCAUAUCGAGGGAAGCAUGGGUAGUCUCAUGAUCCCAGGCGCCAGCGCGUCUGUACCUCUGGACGACCUCCUUCAAGCACAGUUCGACAACCAUCAGUUCAUGAACCUUUUCCGUGGUACUGGUGGUGAAGGUGGUCUGAAGUUGAACGUCAACCUCUUCUUGCAUCUGGUUUUCAAGAAGUUCUACCGCGAAGAGUAG